CUGAUCCAUGUUACUUGGGGCCAGACUUAAUGCUAUACAUACCUGUAACUGACCCAUAGGUCGCCGGCAAACGUGUCCCCGAGGAGGAGGCUGAGGCCCAGCAGUGGAUCGAGAGUGUCAUCGGAGAGAGGUUUCCCCCCGGAGCUCCCUACGAGAUCGCCCUCCGCAACGGCAUCAUUCUCUGCAAGCUGAUGAACAGGCUGCAGCCCGGUGUCAUCACCAAGAUCAACACCUCUGGAGGGGACUACAAAAUGAUGGACAACCUCGGCCAGUUUCAAAAGGCUUGCACUAAGUACGGCGUCCCAGACGUGGACCUCUUUCAGGCCGUAGAUCUGUGGGAUGGGAAGGACAUCGCUGGAGUCACCAGGACCAUCUUUGCCCUUGGCCGCACGUGCUACAAGCACCCAGAGUGGCGAGGUCCCUGGCUUGGGCCACGGCCCGCCGAGGAGAACCGUCGCGAGUUUAGCGAAGAGACGUUGCGGGCAGGUGAGGCCAUCAUCGGACUGCAGGCCGGGCAAAACAAGGGGGCGACGCAGGCGGGACAGAGUUUCGGCGCCACUCGCAAGAUCUUACUCGGCAAAUGAGAUCUUCUUAGUUGCCAGAAAACGUCCGCCGAAGGAACGGGUGGAAUUUAUUCGCAUAUUUAUGAUAAUUGACUAUUUUUAUAAUGCUUGUAAGUUUUAAGUUUAAGUUAAAGAGAAAAUUGUGUUAUUUUUUACAAGGAACAGAUAUUUUGACUCUUCAAUUAUUGUUGAUUAAAUUUUUAAAAGAUGUGUAUGGUCUAAACAAA
This is a messenger RNA of Frankliniella occidentalis (western flower thrips), 790 nucleotides long. RefSeq names its product muscle-specific protein 20-like. Lineage: Eukaryota; Metazoa; Arthropoda; Insecta; Thysanoptera; Thripidae. Bases 192 to 584 code for a protein of 130 amino acids. The record is from RefSeq and is a predicted model, not a curated record. Gene Ontology annotation, molecular function: protein binding. The transcript is spliced from 4 exons.